UGAUUGUUUGUGACGCACCUGUAAAGCAGGAACAACAGAUUUCAAGCUCAACAGCUAGUCCAAGGAGAGAAGACAUCCCACAAACCUUAAGGUUUACAGCGCAAGUGUAGGGUAUAUACGUAGCAGCUGACAGGCCAAUCUUCACAUCAUAUAAGUAUCAAGGACAGAGAGGGGUGCAUCAUGGGUAAGAAUCCACCAGUUGUGCUGAUGUUUCUCCUGGUCAUCUUUAAGAUGUUGGGGACAGCGGAAGGUGCCUGCAGCUGUACGCCUUCAACGUGUGACUGCUACGGACAGGGUCUUACCAGCGUUCCUCAGGACCUACCCACAACCAUCACGGAGUUGGAUCUGACAGAAAAUCAGAUCACAACUUUAAGUCAGUCAGAUUUCUCACGUUAUAGGGACUUAGAGACUAUAGAACUUGAUAACAAUCGCAUCUCUACCAUCAACAGUCAGGCGUUCUAUUCCUUGUCGAACUUGGUCACCUUGUAUCUCUCCGAAAACCGUCUGACAAGCCUAAGAUCUGAUAUGUUUGUAGGGUUGGAAAAGUUGCAAGACGUUAAUUUUUACACAAAUUACAUCGAUGAUAUUCAGGCUGGCACUUUUAACACAACUCCACAACUAAGAAUCUUAGAACUGGGUGAUAACAGGUUAACAACUAUCAGAUCUGACAUGUUUACAGGGCUGGGAAAGUUGCAGGAACUAAAUGUGAACAUUAACAACAUCACUAACAUUCAGGCAGGAACAUUUAUAUCAACUCCACAACUAGGAACUCUGGCCCUACAUGAUAACAAGUUAACAAACCUCAGAUCUGACAUGUUCACGGGGCUAGGGAACUUACAGAGGCUUUUGUUGUACAAUAAUGACAUCAGUGAUAUUCAAACUGGUACUUUUAACCCUACACCACAACUUAUAAACUUAUUCCUGUACAACAACCGCAUUCAGUCCAUUCCGCCCAACUUACUGGCGAAUCUUCAACAACUGAGAUACCUCAGAUUUGAUUACAAUAACAUUACGACUUUUCCGUUUCAAGAUUUGUCAAAACUACAAACAAUUUCUCGUCUUUCUCUUAAUAAUAACCAAAUGUCAACUCUUCCGUCAGCGGCCUAUGACAUACUUUCAUCAAUAUCUAACGUAGACAUUGACAACAACCCCUGGCAGUGUGACUGUAGGAUGACUCCCUUUAGGCUAAAGAUGAACGGGUCUUAUCCUUUUGAAAACCAAAUCACUUGCUCCCAACCUAGCAACUUCUCUGGACAAAACUUGAUAGAUAUACAUCCAGACGAUCUAGGGAUAUGCGAAGAACCAAGCAUUGCAAGGUUUCAAAGAGUUGCAAACAAUCCUUUGGUACAAGGAAAGCCUAUCUAUUUAGUGUGUGAAGUUUCUGGGAUCCCUACACCAAGCAUUACAGUCACUCUCCCAUCUGGACUGAACGCUACAGUUGUAUCGGAUGGAAGGGUGACUGUUGAUGAGAAUGGUAACAUUAUCAUACGAGAUGCUACAUCAUUAGAUGUUGGCCUGUACACUUGCAUUGCAACAAGCCCUGUUGGCUCAACAUCUGCAGGACUUUCCAUUGAUGUACUUGAUGUAGAACCAAGAAUUGUGAAGUUUGACAGUUCUGUGAACACUUUGGGACAGAGAAAGUCUCUGAGUUUGGUCUGUGAAGCUUCAGGUAGCCCACCACCAGAUAUCACAGUCAUUCUCCCAUCUGGACUGGUUACAACUUUAGAUGUGCAUGGCGCAGUAACCAUUACCGAUGUUACUGCAGCAGAUUCUGGUCUGUACGUCUGUAUUGCAGUAAAUGUAGCUGGCUCAACUUUUUCCACCCUGGCCGUUGAUCUACAAACUGUGCAAACAACUGUUUUGCCAUCAUUGACGACCAUUGUCACAACACCUUCAAAACAACCAAAAUCUGCCCCCACUUUCUCCCAAUCUGUACUUCUUGGUGCUAUUUUUGGUUCUAUAGCAGGUACUCUCAUCAUUGUUGCCAUCAUUCUAACAAUCUGGUGCAAACGGAAUAACCAAAGUCCUCCCAAAUGCCCAGAUUUUAGUGUUCUGUUCAACAACCAAACACAAAAACUAACUGUGCUAACCAAUGAGUAUGAUCUGACACACUUAAAAGCUUCAUCUGUUAACAAAUCUGAAUGAGCACUGUAAGUGUUCUUACUGUAUAAAUAUAUUAUGUACUGUAUACUCGCAUUGUCCAGUUACCAGGGCUAGCCCCAUGAAAUAACCUCCAGGUUGCUGGGCAGUCUUAACGGUAUAUUAUGUUACUCGUAAAAGUUUACAAAGUACCUCCCUUUAUAAAGCCCUCCUUAAGAUUUGAAAGCCAUGCAGGCAAAAAGUUGAACAACCAGCCUGAAUAUCACUGUCAAUGUGUUAGAAUAAAUGCUUAAGAAUAUCACCGUAUAAAGCUGUAUAGUAGAUAUACAAGACCUCAUUGUAUACUUUAUCAACUAUCUUAGCACCUAUAUGUAGAAUUGUAGCAGAUUUUUAGCCAGUAAUUUAGUCGACACUCUAUAAAGCAUAGUACUCAUAGAACUUGUAUAUUAUGAUUCCAAUAUUUCUAAAUAUGAUGUAAAGCUUUGUUACUUAGAUUUUUGUGGAUUUCAUGAAGCUCGUGAAUUUAAUAUCGUGACAAACUGUCUAUGGUGUUUAAGCGUACUUACAUCAUUUUAGACUAAUAUCAAUAAAAUAAAGAAAAUGAUGAUUG
This is a messenger RNA of Branchiostoma belcheri (Belcher's lancelet), 2710 nucleotides long. Its product is annotated as immunoglobulin superfamily member 10-like. Gene Ontology annotation, molecular function: protein binding. The transcript is spliced from 3 exons. The record is from RefSeq and is a predicted model, not a curated record. Gene Ontology annotation, cellular component: extracellular matrix. NCBI's taxonomy places the organism in Eukaryota, Metazoa, Chordata, Leptocardii, Amphioxiformes, Branchiostomatidae. The coding region runs from base 181 to 2145 and encodes 654 amino acids.